AUGACCGAACCCGCGCGCCGCCAGACAGUCCCUUUGACCUGCCAUGGCCACUCGCGGCCUGUCACCCACUUGAGCUUCUCCCCACUUGAAAAGGAAGAUUCCUACUACAUGAUCUCUUCUUGCAAAGAUGGCAACCCCAUGCUCCGCGACGGCCAAACUGGUGAUUGGAUCGGCACCUUUCUAGGGCACAAGGGAGCUACAUGGCAAGCAAGGCUUAGCCCUGAUGCAUCGACCGCUGCCACCUCGUCUGCGGACUUCAGUGCCAAGAUCUGGGACACCCACACCGGCGAACUGCUCUAUGUCCUCAAGCAUGACCAUAUUGUCCGCGCCAUUGCCUAUCCGUACGAAAACUCUGGGCUGCUGGCAACUGGCGGAUACGAGAAGAAGCUUCGCAUCUUUGACCUGGCGGAUCAGAGGCCGGCGACUUCACCAACGGGCACCAGCCCCGAACCAGUCACAAUUGACGCAUCCAAAGCCUUUGAGAUUGGCGAAGGGGUACACAAAGAUAUCAUCAAGUUCAUCGUCUGGGCUCGCGACCCCAACGUAAUCAUCACCGCGUCUGGCGAUACGCUGCGCUGGUUCGAUCUUCCCUCUCGUCGUUGUGUGCGUGAGGCGAAACUGGAAGGCGAGAUCAAGUCAUGCGAGCUGGUUUCACUUGCGCCUUCGCAUAGCGCUCCCACCGACAUCGGCGGCGGUUUGCCUGUUCUGGCGGUGGCUGCGGGAAAAACCGCCUAUUUUUGGGGUGGAAGCCGAGCUGAGGAUGAGCUCAAGAGGAUCACGCUUCCCCAUGGAAUUGCUAGUGUUGGGCUGGACCUAAAGGGUAGAAAAUUUGUUGUUGGCGAAGAACCGGGUACUUGGGCUCGCGUCUACACCUGGGACGAGGGCCAGGAAAUUGAUGUGCACAAGGGCCACCACGGCCCUAUCUGGUCCAUUGCGUUCUCUCCCGACGGCAAUUUGUAUGCAACUGGGUCAGAGGAUGGCACAAUCAAGAUGUGGAAGAACUGUGACGGCUAUUACGGGCUCUGGCCGAAGGAGUACUCUUCCCAACAGACGACGGGUGUAUUCAAGGAUAUCACCAACCAAGGCGUUGCUAUGCCUGAUGUUCUUGAUCUUCUCAGCUUCGAGGUUCCGGUCACAUCGGCCGUGAAUCCUCACUCUGAUCUACUCCUCAGCUAUUCGCCAAACAAGUACGAUAAGCCCCUUUCACCCGUCCGUCUGAGGCGUCACGCCAACAAGAUAUCUCCUCUCAGGUUUGAGAUUGAUGUCGAGUCACCCCCCAAUACCACUUCCGACCUUUUGCUCAGCUUUUCGCCGAAUAAGUACGAUAAGCCCUUGUCGCCUGUUCGUUUGACCCGUAAUACCAGACCGGCAUCCACCCUGCGUUGAGCUAUGUUCGAGAUCCGCUUGAAGCUACAAAGCACAUACAUAUUGGGCUGUGGCUAGGUACCUCUGAUUAUGCAGUAUUCUUCUCGACAGCAUCUGGGCUGGCAAGGUCUUCCAAGGGUAUUGCUGCUAUGCCAAGACAUACUCUGUUGCGCAAGGCAGAUGAAAGAAAUCGUGAUUAUGGAUGGCAGAGACACUUGUAUCAGAAGAUAGACGUCCCGUAUAUGCUCGUAGGCGUGGGAUCAUCUUAUCUUAUAUCAUGCUGGUUAUUAUGCUUUGCUCAUUUGUGUUUACCAAAUCAGGAGGUCAAGAUGUCAAAGGGGUCAUAAUUCGUUAGUGUUGCCCACUCGAGACUCGACGAGGACAUGGAAAUACCAAACAAUUAGAAAUCCGCAUAGUGUUCCCAGCCAAAGUGUUGUGAUCUGAUUCGUUUAGUGGCGAGAUUCACA
Messenger RNA from Neurospora hispaniola, 1832 nucleotides. Its product is annotated as WD40-repeat-containing domain protein. Gene Ontology annotation, cellular component: SMN complex. NCBI's taxonomy places the organism in Eukaryota, Fungi, Ascomycota, Sordariomycetes, Sordariales, Sordariaceae. The transcript has 3 exons. Gene Ontology annotation, biological process: spliceosomal snRNP assembly. Gene Ontology annotation, molecular function: protein binding; RNA binding. Bases 1 to 1386 code for a protein of 461 amino acids. The record is from RefSeq and is a predicted model, not a curated record.